Molecule: messenger RNA, 438 nt
Organism: Danaus chrysippus (African queen)
Lineage: Eukaryota; Metazoa; Arthropoda; Insecta; Lepidoptera; Nymphalidae
Source: the annotation of a GenBank genome assembly
AUGUCUAGCGACAAUGGUUUUAACAACGAUGAUUCUCCAAACAAAUCCCACACACAUUUGCAAUUGCCCAGCCCUAUUAUAACUCGAAGAAACCGAACAGCUUCGACAUCAGAAAAGGCACUUCAGAACCCCAUAGAAUACGGCAAGAUAAAAUCAUUUUGCCGUGAGAGAGGCCAUGGAUUUGUAACUCCACUAAAAGGCGGAGAAGAUCUUUUCCUACAUAUUUCUGACAUUGAAGGGGAGUAUGUGCCGUUGCCUGGUGAUGAAGUUACAUAUCGCCUGUGUCCAAUACCACCAAAAUUUGAAAAAUGCCAAGCUGUACAUGUCCAGAUUGUCCAAUUAGUCAGAGAAAGGCAUUUAAAGUGGAAUGAGCCACCUCUGCCUAAACACAUGUUCUACAUGCAUCUGACAUGUGAUAAACGAUUGAAACAUGUGUAA